Molecule: messenger RNA, 3071 nt
Organism: Gavialis gangeticus (Gharial)
Lineage: Eukaryota; Metazoa; Chordata; Crocodylia; Gavialidae
Gene: CA12
Product: carbonic anhydrase 12
Exons: 10
Coding region: 119-1222 (367 amino acids)
Cellular component (GO): plasma membrane
Molecular function (GO): zinc ion binding; carbonate dehydratase activity
Source: RefSeq, a predicted model, not a curated record
GCUCAUUAAAAGUAGCUCUGUGUGCACAGCACUGCUAGCAAGCUAUCUUUCAGGUGACUCCUUCAGUGAGGGAAGAAAAGCCUGUGAACUGUUGGGAUAUUAUAAAUCUUUCCUUGAGAUGUCAGCCAAGAGCUUUAGCAGAAUCAAAGUGACUGCAGUGCUUUUUCUCUUCCUAAAGAUACAACCCUCAGUGCAAGCACCAUUAAAUGGAACUAAAUGGUCUUAUAUUGGUCCUGAUGGAGAAACAACCUGGCCCCAAAAGUAUCCAUUUUGUGGAGGAGGAUUCCAGUCUCCAAUAGAUCUUCAUAAUAAUAUUCUUCAAUAUGACUCUACUCUCUUGCCUUUAGAGCUCGUAGGUUAUAACAUGUCCACCACUGACCAACUUGCAUUAACCAAUAAUGGUCAUUCAGUGAGAGUGGGUCUGCCUCCUACCAUGUACAUCAGAAACCUCCCUUUCCAGUACACUGCAACUCAGCUUCACUUACACUGGGGAAACAGAAAGAAGCCAGAAGGCUCAGAGCACACAAUCCAUGGGAAGCAUUUUGCAGCAGAGCUACAUAUCGUACAUUAUAACUCCGAAAAAUAUCAUGAUGUAACAGCAGCAAUGGAUAAAUCAGAUGGAUUCGCAGUUUUGGCUAUCUUCAUUGAGAUAGGUCCAUUCAAUCCAUCAUAUGAAAAGAUCUUCAGUCAUUUCCAGAACGUGAAAUACAAAGGCCAGAAGGCUCAAGUCCCAGGUUUCAACAUCCAAGAACUGCUUCCCAAACAACUGAAUGAGUAUUAUCGCUAUGAAGGAUCCCUGACCACUCCUCCUUGUUACCCUAGUGUUCUUUGGACCGUUUUCCGACAUCCUGUAUACAUUUCAGAAGAACAGCUGCUGGCAUUAGAAACAGCCCUGUACUGCACACAACUUGACGAUCCUAAACCCCUGGAAAUGGUUAAUAAUUUCAGACACGUUCAAGAGUUUGAAGAAAGACUAGUUUAUAUCUCCUUCCAUGAAGUUGCAGAAAGGACAAAGAAGAAAACAAAGGUGUUAUCUACAAGCCAGCAGCUGACAAUGAAAAUGACAGAGAAGACAACAAAGAUGUCAUCUACAAGCCAACAGCUGACAAUGAGGACGAUGAUCCCUCCAAAGUAUGAGUUAUAUCUUAUCAUAGAAAUCACUUUUCAUUCGUGGGACUUGACAGAAAUUUGCCCUGGACAAUACUUCUCUAACCUAUUAUAAGGCUUUGAAACAGUUUCAGAAACAGAAGCCUAAAUACUCUGGUAGCUCUUACCUUCCGACACCUGGGGAGAUGUGAUCAGUGAGUAUUCCUGAGGCCAUGUCUCUCACUACUCUCUACUCACUAAUAAUUUAUUCCAUAUUUAAUCAUAAACUCAAGCUUUAUAGGUUGUUCAUACCACAGAUUUCCCAUCCAAAAAUUCAAGACUAAAGAAAACAAGUCAUUAUCGGUACUACAAGAUUAUGUCUGUAUCUAUUUCUUCCCUAAGAUUUGGUCUUUUCAAUAAUUUUUUAACCAUGUUCUUCAGAUGAUACUGUUAUUUAAAUUGCAGUGAACAGCUGAUCAUAGUAUCAUACCACCAUUAGUGGAGCUACAGCAUGGGCUCAUGUAGACACAACCAGGCCCCCUUGGCCUGCUAGUGAGGUCUGAGCAUAGGAUCUUCAGCGCUAGCAUAGUUUAGCUCACUGCUGGAGCUAAAAGCCUUUAAUCUCAUGGUUAUAGAAGACUCACUGAACCUGUUAUGGAGGCAAGUUACUAGAGAGAUAAAAUGGUACUUUCCUUCCCUCUUUCCCCCACAUGAACUGCACCAGCAAGCAACAGAUCCUCAGGCCCUUCCUCACAACUUAUUGUCCUCAUUUUAUUUGCAUGAAUGAUACAUAGAUAUAGCAAUUAUUACUUUAAAGACAUUUGCUUUCCAAUUUAAUCAUGAUUAAGUCAUUGUAUACUUAUAAUUAUUAUAACUGAAAUUGAGCAACAAAUUAUUUUAACACAUUAGUUGCCUGAAUUUAGCAACUUAUUUAUUAGAAGGGGACAUGUAUUUUGUUAGAAUUACCUUCUUGACCUUAUAACAUAGUGUGUGAUGGGAGAUUAUGAUUCACCUCAGAAGGAAGAGUGUUGAGCCAAUCACACCAAACAUGGAGAAUUCCUCUUGAAACCAACACUUUUGUGUGUGCCAUUUGAAUAACUAUGUUGGCAACUGAAAAUGAGUACCCAAGCAGGAAACCGAGUAGAGAUGGAUCUAAAAUAAUUUAAGGUCUAAAUGGCACUGAACAUUGGGGAAGGCCAGAUUUGAACUUUGCAGUUUGAAUCUGCUUACAUUUUGGGGAAUUUAAAUAGUCUUUUCUCGGUGACUCUGCACAUGCUACUAUUGUCAUAUACUACUGAACUUGCCACUUAACCACAAUUACUAAUAUGCUAAUAAAACAUGAACUUUCAAAUUCAGCACACUGAUAUGAUUAUACAAUGUAUAGGCUGAAUGUUACCUUCAUCUUCCCUUCCCCCUACUUAUUACAUAUUCAUUAUGCCUUAAAAAUCUAGAUCAUGGGCUGCUUGUAGGCUAGAUGAUAGGGUCAGGGAUUUUGUCUGAUAUUUUGGUAGCAUCCAGCAAAUCCUAAAGGAACUUCACAGGCAAUACUGGAAUAUAAAUUUCAGUAAGAAGCAGAGUGUGUAUUGAUUUGGACUCAGAGUUACAAGGAAUUGUAAGAAAGGCAGAAAAUUACAGAAGUAAUAAAGUAAAGCUCUACAGCUUUUUACGCAGUUUAAAUUGUGAAACCCAAAUGUCGCACUGUCUUCCUAGAAUUCUUCAGGGGUCAUUAGGAUUUACUCUGUUAAUUUCAAAGACAGAAGUGUGCUUUUUGGUCUACUUGUCACUAUUUUAAAACUCCCUUACAGAAUAACUAUUUUCUGAUUAAAAUAUUAUUUUAAAUAGCUCUUUGUGCUCACAAUAGGCAAAAAUCACAAUCUUAUAUGGAAGAUAAUAUAUGACCAUAAUGAAAAAAUAGAUAUGUGCUCUAUAGUUUGAACUUUAGUUCAACACAACAGAAUUUUUAUUAAAAUGUUUGACAUUGCUAA